CCGGAGCGUAAAUGUUGACGGUCGAUCAACAACAAAGAUGGCUGCCAACAGACGCUAACUUCAAUUUGACAAGUGAAGGGUAAAUCAUGUAACGGUACGAUCCCAAAUCUGUUUGAAACGGUAUUGACAAAAGCAGAUUUCCUUCGAAUAGAAAUAAACAACCCUGCAGGUAUCUGAAGACACUAGGCUAACCCGUGAUCACCUACCCCAGGAGGUUAGACUGAAGGAGCGUGCCUGACCUCUGACCCCUGACCUCCAGUCCCAUCAUGGUGCUGAAGAUUUUCUUCCCUCAGUGCUGUAACAAGGCAGACAGUGGGCUGCUUGUGGGGCGAUGGAUCCCAGGACAGAACUCGGCCGUGGUGCUAGCUGUUAUCCACUACCCCUUCAUCCCUGGACAGGUCAAGCAGUACAUCCACCAGAUGCGUGGUCAGAGUGGGGUGGAUCUGACUGUGCUGGGCUCGUGGAGCAUGCCCAAGGAGGGCCUGGUCCAGAUGGCAUACAGGGACAGUGGCUCCAGCUCAGUGGAGAUGGGCAAGAUAGGCUUCUGGUGUAACCUUCCGUCCCUGGUCAGAUGGGACCAGAGUAGAUGGCUUAAUUCACUCUGCUCUUUUUAUUUCAUAGAGACACAUAUGUCUGUAUAUUUAAUCAAAAGGCGGAUAUUUCUGUUGUUAUCAUCAUGCAGUGCAUCUGUAAUAAAAUGUCCCUCUGCCCCUGCCGUAGAUGGGAAGCUGAUACAACAGGAAAAGGAGCUGAAAGAGGAUGGUGGUGGAGAGAAAGGAGAGGGGAAGAAAGGAGGGAAGGGAGGAGCAACAAAGAGAGGAGGAGGAGAGAAUAAAGUAGAGGGAGAGGAAGGAGCAGGAGAGAAGGACAAGGUGAUCUUUAUCCACUAUGAACAGAGGAAGGUCAUGCUGUCUCAGCUGCACCCCAUAGAGAACGGGGUUCCUGACCCUCAGACUGAGUCACAACUACCACAGGUGUUUGGGACAGUGAGUCAGAGUGAGCCGCUGUUCUUCCUGGAUAAGUAUGAUGACGGCCCAGUGAAGAUGACCCACUGGCAAUCAGAGGGACGGGAGGGAUCCAUUAUAGUAGAACUGAUGAAACAGGCCUCGACACCGCUCUGUCUGCUAACCACCUGGAUGCUAACACUGUGGACCAGCCUCUGUAGUAGCAGGAUAUUGAAUGUGUACCCGGUGAGGUUCAUCUCCAGUAAGUUGUCUACGUGUGUUCAGCUGAGCUACAGAACAGAACACCUUCAGACAGUCUGCUCUCCUACCAGAGCCACCGCACACAACCACUUCAUGAGGAAAGCCAAUAUCUUUGUGUCGUUCUUUGUGGAUGUGUCUCUGGGCCUGCUGUUGGUGUCGUGGAUGUAUAGAGAGAACCGUAUAGGCAAACUGGCCAACACACUGGUACCGGCUGCUGACCAUGUAGCUAAAGAACUGGAGGAGCUGUUGCAGUGGCUGAUGGGAGCUCCAGCUGGUCUGAAGAUGAACCGGGCUCUAGACCAGGUGUUAGGACGAUUCUUCCUCUACCAUAUACACCUGUGGAUCAGCUACAUUCACCUGAUGUCUCCGUUCGUUGAGAUGAUUCUGUGGUACGUGGGUCUGUCUGCCUGCCUGGGCUUGACCUUUGCCCUCUCCCUGCUCUCUGACAUCACCGCCCUGCUCACCUUCCACAUCUACUGUUUCUACGUCUAUGGAGCCAGGCUGUAUUGUAUGACAGUAUAUGGUCUGUCCUCUCUGUGGAGGCUGUUCAGGGGGAAGAAAUGGAAUGUCCUCAGACAGAGAGUAGACUCCUGCUCUUAUGACCUGGACCAGUUGUUCAUCGGGACGUUACUCUUCACCAUCCUGCUGUUCCUCCUGCCAACCACAGCUCUAUACUACCUAGUGUUUACCCUGCUCCGCCUUGUGGUAGUAAUGUUCCAGGGAGUUCUCCACCUCAGUGUUGACUUCAUCAACUCCUUCCCUCUGUUCGCCAUGGGCCUCCGACUCUUCAGAUCCUACAGACUGGCAGAGGGGGUGAAGUUCACAGUGCUCUGUGAGGAACCAGGAACACCUCUACACCUCAUGAUGGAUAUUAACCCUCUGAAGGUGAGCAGUGUGGUUCAGACCUACAGGACCCCCACCUACAGCUGCUACCCUAAAGACUCCUGGCUGGCCCUCUGCAAGAAGCUGUUUCUGGGAGAACUAAUCUACCCCUGGAGACACAAGACUACCAAGAUAGACUAGGACCAGGGGAGGGGGGGGGGCUGUUUCUGGGAG
Molecule: messenger RNA, 2261 nt
Organism: Oncorhynchus keta (chum salmon)
Lineage: Eukaryota; Metazoa; Chordata; Actinopteri; Salmoniformes; Salmonidae
Gene: pigq
Product: phosphatidylinositol glycan anchor biosynthesis, class Q
Exons: 15
Coding region: 267-2228 (653 amino acids)
Biological process (GO): GPI anchor biosynthetic process
Cellular component (GO): membrane; endoplasmic reticulum
Source: RefSeq, a predicted model, not a curated record